Chrysoperla carnea is the source of this 2352-nucleotide messenger RNA. RefSeq names its product F-box only protein 44-like. The record is from RefSeq and is a predicted model, not a curated record. Bases 1 to 999 code for a protein of 332 amino acids. Gene Ontology annotation, cellular component: cytoplasm; SCF ubiquitin ligase complex. Gene Ontology annotation, biological process: glycoprotein catabolic process; SCF-dependent proteasomal ubiquitin-dependent protein catabolic process. The transcript has 2 exons. Gene Ontology annotation, molecular function: protein binding; ubiquitin protein ligase activity. NCBI's taxonomy places the organism in Eukaryota, Metazoa, Arthropoda, Insecta, Neuroptera, Chrysopidae.
AUGGAUAAAGAAGAUACAUUCAACGGUUUAAUAUUUUUAAAUAAAUAUUGUAUACCACCAGAAAUAUUAUCAUUAAUAUUAAGUUAUGUUGAUGUGAAGACAUUGUACAAACAUUGUACGUUGGUGUGUAAACUAUGGAAUGAAUUUAUUAAAGAUUUUGUAUGGAAAUUAAAAUGUGAACAAGAAAUAUUAAACAAACAACAAUUACAAUUGUUACGCCAAAAACAAUGUCCAUACAACGUAUAUCAAAUGAUUUGUGUAUUUAAAAAAUCAUUUUACACAAAUUUUAUUCAGAAUCCAUGUGGAGUGAAUGCUUUUAACAAUUGGAUAAUUGAUAGAAACGGCGGUGAUCAUUUUGUAAUUGAAGAUUGUACAUUACUUGAUAAAGAUUUUUGUGAAGUACAAGACGAAAUGGUAUCAAAUGAUGUAACCAAAUGUUUUACCACAUCGUAUGGUGCAUGCAGUAAACUGCAAGUGAUUGAUUUGUACAAACAUUGUGGUGGGAGUGGUGUAACACAACAAUUUAUUGAUGAAUAUCAACCACCAAUCUACGUGAGUGAAUGGUAUGGAAGUCGACGUGAUUGUGGAUGCACUUAUCAAUUACGUGUCAUUUUAUUUGAUUCAAACUAUCAACCAAUUCGCCGAUGUAAUUGUAAUUAUUUAUACCAGUAUAGAGUUGAACAAUGGCAAGGUGGUUUCUUUGAAAAAGUUGAAUAUGUAUUUAAAAAUUAUGGACCCAACGUAAGAUAUGUAUUGUUUUAUCAUUUUGGAAAAGAUACACAAUUUUGGGCUGGACAUUAUGGUAGUAAAUUUACAAAUGCUAAUGUUCAACUAUUUUAUCCAAAUGAUACAUCUAAAGAUCAUGUGAUUGGUUUACAUUCACAAGAAUCAUUACACGAAGAUUGUAAACAGAUAAAUAAUUGUCAAUCACCAAUCUACCAAUUUGAUCGUUUUUUUCAUUCAGCUGUAAAAAAAUAUAAAACUAAAUAUUUGGUUUGAUCAAUUAUUUACUGUAAAUAUUAGCUGGCAGUGGCAGAAAAGGUUUACUACUAAUUUCACAAAAAUCAGGAAUAACAACCAAAAUGAAUUUUAAUUUCAGAGGGACUGCAAAUUUAACAAGUUGUUACAAAGGCUGUGUCUAACAAAUUUCUCCGUUGCGAAAUUUUUUUCAUAGGAAGUUUCAUGUUCUUAAUAUAUAUAUGUUCUUGGUUCUUGCUCUAUGUAUAAUUUCUGAUAUGGCGGUUAAAAACUACGCAGAAAGUAUAACAAAGUUAUUCGAAUUGCGGUUUUUUUAACCGACUUUACUAAAGUUAUGAGAAAAGCUCGCACAGCUGAUAAUAAAUUUUUUUUUUUUUGGCUUUAUAUUUUGAGUUUAAAAAAAUUUUUAUUCACUACCCUAUAAAGCAUGAAAGUUUGUGUUUUUUCCAAGUAGUCAUUUCAUUUGAAAUUUUGGAAAAGAAAAAGUUUUUAAAUGAGCUUAAGAGAAUCUCUAUGCAACCGUUCUAAAGGAUUAAACACUUAACAAAAUAGGAUUCCGAUAGUAGGUCAUCAGACAUAAACAAAAUUGCAUUUUUUGCAGGUAUCGGGCAACGGAUAUCUCUCAUUCUUUCGAACGAAUAUUCAGUCAUCUUAUCCUUGGCUUUGAAAACGUUCGAAAUGGAUUAAUUUUUAGACACGAGCUUGUCAACAGAUUCUCAAAUUUCCAGACGUUGUGAAAAAAAUUCAAAUAUUACUUAACUUUCAAUUUAAUUUUGCAAAUUCUGCGAUAUUGUUUGCUUGUGGAGAUUUUAAUAAUUGGGAGUAGUUUUUACAGAUUGAUUGGGAACAAAGAAGGAAAACUACGGAUGAGUAUUUUAUUUUCAAACCUGUUAAUUCGUAAUGCCAAGUUUAUACAAGCUUAGUAACUACUUACACUUUUACCUUGUGGGUGAACAGUGAUUUCUGAAAAGUGAAAACAGGAUCGUAACCAGGAUGUGAUGUGCAGGAACUAAACUUUUGUAAACUAAUAAAUGGUUCAAAUUUUCAUAGCUUUGUACAGGCUGUUUCAAGAUUGCACAGUAAUAUUUAUGGGCAUGUUCUCUACUUCAAAAUAAGCAAAAAAGUUCAUAUAAACAUAUAUCCGAAAAUAAUUUAUUCCUGAGUUAAAAGAAGGCUAAAAAUGUAUUCUUCUAAAAUCAGAUUUUAAUCAAGGGCGAAAUUAAAUAACCAUGGUUUAAGAAGCUUUGCUUUUUUGGAUCGAGAGAACAUGCACCGUAGAUAGUUUAUUGAAAUUUUGAAACACCAUAUAUAUUUAGAAAUUUGAGUACCCAAUAAUUAUAGAUACAGUUUAGGUACUUAAAGUUCUUUAUCGUU